Molecule: messenger RNA, 1832 nt
Organism: Elaeis guineensis (African oil palm)
Lineage: Eukaryota; Viridiplantae; Streptophyta; Magnoliopsida; Arecales; Arecaceae
Source: RefSeq, a predicted model, not a curated record
UCCAUUUGUCCUCUGUUAAGAUGGUUGGUUCUGGUACUGGUAUUGUGAGACGGUGUUAUGGGAUGUUAUCCACCCGAACCCAUGACAAACUGAUGACCUGCAAGGCUCCUGUGCGCACGGCGGCCGCCCAUGCCAAGCUGAUGACCCGCAAGGCUCCGGUUUGGACGGCGGUGGCGGGCUUUGUGGUGCUGUACCUUUUCCACUGUGCUUAUAUUGAUGUUAGUCGGCAUUCCACCGUCAGCUCCAAGGCUGUAUUCUUCUCUGAUGCCAGUCCACAGUUCAAAAAGAGAGAAGCAGUGCCAUUGAAUGCUGUCAAGAAUCAAAAUGAUUGCAAGAGAGGAAGAGGAGGACAGCAGAUGGGGGAGGAGCGGUCGGAUAACAGAGUGAGUGCCCGGGACUUGAACAUGGUCCCUAUUAGAAAUGCUUUUGGAAUUGCAAAGAAAAAUAGCAGCAGUGGUGGCAGUGGCAGCAGUAGUACUAUUGGAUGGAAGGUAGUGAAGGAGGAGUUCACCUUUGCUAUGGGCACAGCUCCUUUCAAGAAUUGCCAUGCUUCAACAAUUGUCGAGAUUGAGAAGGACCAUUUGUUGGUGGCCUACUUUGGUGGUUCUCAAGAAGGGGCUCCUGAUGUUAAAAUUUGGUUGCAGAGGUACAAGGAUGGCUAUUGGGAUCCUCCAUUGGUAGCUGAUCAACAAUUCAAUGUUCCAAUGUGGAACCCGGUUCUAUUCAAGCUCCCUUCUCAAGAGCUGCUGCUCUUUUACAAGAUUGGCCGCGAAGUGCAGAAAUGGAGUGGGUUUCUGAAGCGAUCAUUUGAUGGUGGUGUGACUUGGAUGGACAGAGAACCACUCCCCCCUGGAAUCCUUGGGCCCAUCAAGAACAAGCCUAUCUUGCUAGAUGAUGGCCGCCUACUUUGCGGAUCCUCUGUCGAGAGCUGGAAAUCAUGGGGUUCAUGGAUAGAGGUUACAAAGGACUAUGGCUAUUCAUGGAAGAAGUAUGGGCCGAUCUUCAUUGAAAAUAAACCCCCUAGUGUGAUUCAACCUGUCCCAUACCAGACAAAGAAUGCGACACUACGUGUGCUAAUGCGAUCUUUUCCAGGCAUAGGAAAGAUCUGCAUGUCGGAAUCUAUAGAUGGAGGCCUCAGCUGGAGCUAUGCGAAGCCAACCGAGCUUCCCAAUCCAAAUUCAGGCAUCGAUGCAGUCAAGAUGAAAGAUGGCAGGCUCAUACUGGUCUACAAUACGGUUUCGAGGGGUGUGCUCAAAAUAGCCUUGUCUGAGGAUGAUGGUGAUUCUUGGGAAGAUGUAAUGACAUUAGAGAAGGAUUUGAAGAUGGAGUUCUCUUAUCCUGCUGUGAUCCAGACCAUUGAAGGGCUCAUUCAUAUCACAUACACCUACAAUAGGACUCAGAUCAAGCAUGUGGUUUUGCAACCAUAGAUUGUUCAGUGGCGCAAGAUUAGAAGGAGAUGCUGUUAUUUAGAGAAUCAAACACCAUCACUGUAGAGAAUCUUUGUAAAGAAAAGGAAAAAGAUAUCGACCUUGUUCAUAGUUGUGUGCAAAUCUUAGUUAAAGAUGCGUUCAUUGCUUCGGUUUAUAAAGGUAUCACUGAUGCUACAAAAUGACCAAAAAUUGUUCACUGUGGGUUGGUGGGGAUGAUAGCCACCUGCCAGCUUGGAUAUUCCAAAGAAGGAAUUAGUUGCAGUACUUUGACCUUCUAUUAGAAACACGGUACUGCAACACCACUAUUAUGGCCAUUUGGCAGGCUAUUUCCCUUGUUAUUGAACAUGAUGACAGUUUAUCUUUGUUUGUUGAUGAAUGGGUCUGAGCCGGUGAUGAGCACAA